AUGAUACCACGUCUGCCACCUUUAUUACUAGCAUUGCUGGGCGGUGCUUCUAUCUAUGGUAUCAAACACGUCAUGGAUAAACUGGAACAAAAAAGCCUUGGACCCCCAGGGUCAAGUGAACAUUACGAGAAAAUGUACAGAUUUCGUCGCAAUGUCAAAACGAUUGGCAUGGCAACCGCUUUCACCUCAGUGGUAUUUGCAGGUUACUAUGUAUACACAUCACGUCAACAUCGUGAAACACCUGCAGCUAUGUAUAACAGAAACAAUGAUGAUGAGUUGUUUUAUCAAGAUCAAUAUAAAGAACGCGAAAGACGUUAUGCAGAAGAACGCGCUUUAUCCAAAGAAAAGGAAAAAGCAAAAGAACGACAGGCAAAAGAGCAUUUGCUAAAAGAAAAGCAAGCAAUGGAGCAGCUUUUAAGUGGACAUCUAAGCAACAAUAAAUAA
Messenger RNA from Mycotypha africana, 444 nucleotides. RefSeq lists its product as uncharacterized. NCBI's taxonomy places the organism in Eukaryota, Fungi, Mucoromycota, Mucoromycetes, Mucorales, Mycotyphaceae. Bases 1 to 444 code for a protein of 147 amino acids. The transcript is spliced from 2 exons. The record is from RefSeq and is a predicted model, not a curated record.